UAUCUGUACUCUGUAAUUUCCAUUUAUAUUUUUAUUCCGGAGAAUUAUCAAUUUAUUAAUUUAGGUUAGCCUCGGACCGGAUUAUAUUAAUUUAGAACUUAAGUUAUGCCUUUCGGAGGAAUAAGUGAACUUUAAUAUAGGAUCAUCAUGGCGCUCCUAGGAGCUCAACUCGUUAUAACACUUAUAAUGGUUUCAAUCAUACAAAAGCUUGGCAAUUAUUCCUUUGCAAGAUGGUUAUUAUGUUCGCAAGGUUUAUAUCGAUACCUGUAUCCUGAUAAUAGUGAAUUAAAGAGUUUGGCGGGAGUUCCUAAAGAAAAACCGAAAGCCAAGAAGGGUGGGAAAAAUGAAUUAAAUGGAAAACCUGAAACAUUUCAUAUUCCUAGAAGCUUAGAUAUACAGUUGGAGACAGCUCCAGUAACAGCAUUAGACCUUGUACAUCUCCGUUUCUACACAGACUAUAUUUGGAUAGUGGACUUUUCAUUAUAUUCUAGCAUAGUUUAUAUAAUAUCAGAGAUUUACACCUGGAUAUUUCACCUUAAAGAUGAAUUUAAUCUGAGUAUGGUGUGGUGCCUCUUGGUGGUCCUCUUUUCAUUUAAAAUAUUACUCUCACUAACUAAACAGUACUUCACUAGUGAUGAGUCUAUCAGCGAAAGGUCUAUUUGCAUUGUAGCUUUCUGUGUAUUCCUUCUUAUUGCUAUGAUGGUGCUGAUUGUUGAUGAGAGCAAUUUAGAGGUUGGUGUUGAUCCAGCUUAUGACAGCUUUUUUGAAAAUGCUUCAAAAUUUCUGGAAAACCAAGGGCUAAGUUCUGUUGGUCCAGCAUCAAAACUAAUUUUAAAGUUAUCAUUGGCUACUUGGGCUGCCCUUAUUGGUGCUCUAUUUACAUUUCCUGGCUUGAGAGUUGCCAGAAUGAAUUGGGAUUCAAUAAGUGAUUAUGGAGAAAAUAAAGUGGCUGCUCUGCUUUUAAAUGUUAACUUUGCCAUGCCAUUUGUCCUCGCUCUUAUGUGGGUUAGACCUGUCACUCGGCACUAUUUAACUGUCCGUGUGUUCAGUGGCAUGACUGAACCGAUCAUGACAUCAAGCCAAUUCGACUCCAUGCGUCUGAUUCUGGUCAUCGUCACAAUGGUACUCCGGGUAAUUCUGAUGCCGCGUCAGCUCCAGGCUUACUUAGAUAUGGCGCAGAGGAAACUUGACGCUCAGAAGAAAGAGGCUGGGCGUAUCACUAACAUAGAGCUUCAGAAGAAGAUAGCAUCAGUGUUCUACUAUCUAUGCGUAGUGGCCCUUCAAUAUCUGUGCCCCGUGGUGAUGUGUGCCAACCUUGCGCUGAUGUACAAAACCCUUGGUGGGUUCACGUGGACUGGCAUGGACUUGGAACCGGUAGUGCGGACAGUGCCUACCGAUAGUAUGGAACAGUUUCAAAUGGCGUGGGAGAAUUUGAAAAUGAUAUUCACAACGGAGGUGUACCGUGGUGUACUAGGCUUCAGCACCUGGUGGUGCUGUUUCGCAUGGUUUGUCUCCACAUCCCUCGGUGCCAUGUAUCAGAGUUACUUUAGAAUCUCAUGAGAUUUUAUAAACAAAGCUAGUUUUAUAAGUGCGCUUUAGAAAAAUAUAUCCAAAAAAAUAUUCAUAAAAAAUAAAUAUGUUUUAACUUUUUUAUCUUAGGUGAUAGAGAAUAGACGGAGACGAAUGAGCACUUUAGCCAAAUCUAUCUAAUUAGACUGAAUUAUUUUUUAUGAAUAUGUUUAUAGGUAUACAAUAAUAACUCAUGUUUCUUUAUACUAUGUUUGGCAGUUUAGUGUGUGGAACUCAAGAAAAGCGUGGCUAAUCUAUAUGAAAUGUCAAAAUCUCCUACGAAUUAGUUUUGUAAGUUAAAUGAUGUUUUUUAUAUUUUAUUUAUUUUAAUAGUGUUGAGUUUUUGGGUAUGCGUUUUAUGUUUGUUUACCUUAUUACCUAAAGAUGUCAACUGGUUGUCGUCAUCUAAAAAACCUAUUUCACAA
This is a messenger RNA of Pieris brassicae (large cabbage white), 1994 nucleotides long. RefSeq names its product transmembrane protein 161B (gene emei). The record is from RefSeq and is a predicted model, not a curated record. Bases 148 to 1560 code for a protein of 470 amino acids. The transcript has 9 exons. Lineage: Eukaryota; Metazoa; Arthropoda; Insecta; Lepidoptera; Pieridae.